CACUGAGCCUGUGUGAAAUGGUUGCGCGCAUGCGCAACGCUGCAGACCUCGACUAAAUUGAGGUCUUUGUUGAGAUCAAAAAGACAAAUCUUGCUCGAGCUUUUCAGAUAUCUCAGGGAUAUUUCGUGAAACGACAACUGUGUUGUAUACAAUCGCGAGCCUGGUGAAAUCCCAAACACGAACUCAAGGAUGUUAGCAUAGCUGACAACAUCGGAUGUAACGUACAUAAACAAACACAUCGCUGCCGUUUUAAGGUGGUAUUUUUUUAGCGCAGCUUGAUUUUAUUUAUUUGUACAAUUACGACAAGCGGUUUGCCGAAAUGAGGAACUGUCAUCAUUUUAAGGAAUAGAUCUCCUCUUCAUCUCCAUGAUAUCAUGAAAGAGGAGAGGAGUAUUUGUAUGGAAAGGCUGCCGAUGGCACGCAGAAGUGGGGUUCAACUUUCCAGCUGCCUCGUCCAGACAGAGGAGAAGAGGGACGCAGAAAGAGGAUAUUUGUGGGCCAGCUUUAUUUCACAUAAAUAGUCAGGCUGCAAAAUUUGGAAUCAGGUGGGAGAUGGAGACUGUCGGGAAAUUCGAGUUCAGCAGGAAGGACCUUAUAGGGCACGGUGCCUUCGCAGUGGUAUUCAAAGGCAGGAAUCGAGAGAAGCAUGAUUGGGAAGUUGCAGUCAAAUGCAUAAAUAAGAAGAAUUUGGCCAAAUCUCAGACUCUUCUGGGGAAAGAGAUCAAGAUAUUGAAGGAAUUGAAACAUGAGAACAUUGUUGCAUUGCACGACUUCCAGGAAACGGCAAGCUCUGUGUACCUAGUGAUGGAGUACUGCAAUGGGGGAGACCUGGCUGACUACUUGCACUCUAAGGGCACUUUAAGCGAAGACACCAUCCGAGUAUUCCUGCAGCAGAUCGCUGGGGCCAUGAGGGUCCUUCAGGCCAAAGGGAUCAUCCACAGAGACCUGAAACCCCAGAACAUCCUGUUGUCCCAUCCUGCAGGCCGAAAGUCCCACUCCAACAACACCUGCAUCAAGAUAGCUGACUUUGGCUUUGCACGGUACCUCCAGAACAACAUGAUGGCCGCCACACUCUGUGGGUCCCCAAUGUACAUGGCACCUGAGGUUAUCAUGUCACAGAACUAUGACGCCAAGGCUGACCUGUGGAGUAUAGGGACCAUUGUGUUUCAGUGCCUGACUGGAAAGGCUCCAUUUCAGGCCAGCAGUCCACAGGACCUCCGCUUGUUUUAUGAGAAAAAUAAAAGUCUUAGCCCAAACAUUCCCAGAGAAACUUCCAGUCAUCUCAGACACCUGCUGCUUGGCCUCCUGCAAAGGAACCAUAAGGACCGGAUGGACUUCGAUGAAUUCUUCAGACACUCCUUCUUGGAGGCAAGCUCCUCUAUGAAGAAGUCUGCUCCAGUGACCGUGACUUGCUUUCCCAAUUCAGCCUCUGCAAGCUCAUGCAGCAGUUCGUCUACUUCACACCUGGCCUCUCCUCCUCAAUCCCUUGCAGAGAUCCAGCAGGUCCGUGCAAAGGCGUUAGCCUCCCCUACCCAGGAUUCUCCAGGAUACCUGCUGAAGGACUCGGAAGGUGCCGGAGGCGGCAGCAGUAGCAAGAACUCGUCCUGUGACACUGAUGAUUUUGUCAUGGUUCCAGCUCAUUUCCCCAGUGAGCUUACCUGUGACAUGCCGACAGGAAAGGUUAACCAAGACAGUCUGAUGUAUAGUGGGAGUUCACUUCUGGCAUCUGGAGGUCAGUGCAGUCAAGUUAAGACCCCUCCACGCUCUCCAUCCUACAGCAGCUCUCCAGGACCCAGCGGCAGGCCGAGUGAGUUUUCUGGGAGUAACUAUGGCAACUAUGGGCAGUCUGUUCCCAUUCCAGUCCCCACUCAGAUUCACAACUACCAGCGCAUGGAGCAAAACCUCCAGUUCCCAGGUCAAGAGGGCUCUCCACGAUCUGCCACGGUCCAGCGAUGCGGUAGCGGGAGCUUUCUGACCUGUGGAAGGACAGGACCUUCUCCUCCUCAGCCUGGUUGUGCUCUCACUUCUCGCAGGCUGUCCACAGGAGGCACAAAACCCUUCCAGCUCUCUCCACAGGUGGGCACCAUUCCUGAGUUGCCAGGCCAAAUUUGCCCAGCGAGUACAGAAAUGGUUCAUAGGGGCUCUCGGGGUGGAGAAAGCAAGGCUCGGCCACAACAGCAGGGUCUAGGUACGCGGCUCAACAGCGCCCCCUGUUUGCUGGAGGCGACUGGUGGGUGCAGGCAGAAGAUCAGGAAGCAGCAUUCAGAUCCAGUGGUAGCUCCUCAGGGAAACAUGAUGCCCUUUAGGACCCUGCACUCCUCACCCAGGCUCAGUGAACUUAUGCAACGCAACCCCCUACCAACCAUCCUGGGUUCUCCUUCCAGAGCCAUGCCCCCAUUUGAGUUUCCCAAGCCCCCGAGUUCCCCAAACAUGGUCACGUUUCUUACCCACCAGGGCCUCAGACCAGCUCAAGGAGAGGCUAGUUUGUCACCUAUCUACCAUUCUGAGGAGAGAAAAGGCUUUGGGAGGUCUCAUAGUGCUGGACGCCUAUCUGAUGUGCUGCUUAUGGCGGCGUUUGGGGGUCAGCGAGGAGAAAGAAGCAGCAUGGAGAAUCUCAAUUCCGACAGAGGCAUAGACAUCACAGCGCCACCUGGUGGUGGAGGCAUCGUGGUGGGCUCAGGUAGCCCUGCUCGAGUAGUGUUCACUGUGGGUUCUCCGCCUAGUGGGGGAACACCUCCUCAGAGUUCUCGCUCAAGGAAGUUCUCCGCAGGUUCUUCAAGCUCCAUUAGUCCGGUAGGGUCCCUCACCAGCCGCUACCCGCAAACAGGCCUUCUCGUGGACGGCUACGAGGGGCCCUCGAGUCCCCGCUACGGUUUCUCUGACCCCAUCUCAGCCAACCUAGAAGGAGCUGUGACUUUUGAAGCCCCUGAACUACCAGAGGAGACCCUAAUGGAGCAGGAACACACAGAGACUUUGCACAGGCUCCGGUUCAUGCUGGACUUUGCCCGAUGUAUGGUGGAUGUGGCAGAAGCCCGGGGUGAUGAGGCUCCCCAGGCCGACCCCUCUUCCACCAGCCUGCUCCAGCAACAAAGCCUGGUGGCCGACCAGAUCAGCUCUUUGAGCCGAGAGUGGAGUUAUGCUGAACAGUUGGUGCUUUACAUGAAGACGGCAGAGCUUCUGUCAUCUUCAAUAAACACAGCCAUGGAAGGAAUCAAGCAGGGAAAACUCUACCCCUCUACCACCGUCAAACAAGUGGUUAGGAGGUUGAAUGACCUGUAUAAGUCCAGUGUGAUGUCCUGCCGCUCUCUGAGCGCUCAGCUGGAGCGAUUCUUCUCCCGUAAACACAAACUCAUGGACCACAUCAACAGCAUCACCGCAGAGAGGCUCCUCUUCAGCCACACCGUACAGAUGGUGCAGGCGGCUGCUCUGGAUGAGAUGUUUCAUCAGGGGGAAGCCUCAAUUCAGCGCUACUAUAAGGCUUUGCUGCUCAUGGAGGGUCUGUCUCUCCUCCUCACAGAACAGACUGACAUCCUCAGCGUUAGCAAGUGUAAGCAAUGCAUUGAACGCCGUCUCACCGCCUUGCAGUCGGGUCUCUGUGUGUAAAGUCUCUCCAGCACGCUGCUGUUACACCAUCAAGAUUACCGUUGCCUCCCUGAGCACCUCUCGAAGUGCUGUGGGGGAGGGGAUGGCCCUCUGAUUGGACCAAGUUAAUCUGAUUGACAGCUGAUGUCAUAAUGGUGGAAAAAUACACAAAUGUUGCUACUUUA
Molecule: messenger RNA, 3767 nt
Organism: Rhinichthys klamathensis goyatoka
Lineage: Eukaryota; Metazoa; Chordata; Actinopteri; Cypriniformes; Leuciscidae
Gene: ulk1b
Product: unc-51 like autophagy activating kinase 1
Exons: 28
Coding region: 553-3603 (1016 amino acids)
Biological process (GO): positive regulation of autophagy; peptidyl-serine phosphorylation; autophagy
Cellular component (GO): autophagosome; cytoplasm
Molecular function (GO): protein serine/threonine kinase activity; ATP binding
Source: RefSeq, a predicted model, not a curated record